Molecule: messenger RNA, 777 nt
Organism: Apiotrichum porosum
Lineage: Eukaryota; Fungi; Basidiomycota; Tremellomycetes; Trichosporonales; Trichosporonaceae
Exons: 3
Coding region: 1-777 (258 amino acids)
Source: RefSeq, a predicted model, not a curated record
AUGUCAGGCUCUCAGAUUACCACUAUUGGUCGCACAUGCUCACGUCGCCUCAAGCUGCGGGAGGACAUACUGAGCGGCACGGCAUCCAACCUCAUUAUCAAUGGUCCGGCGUCAGCUCUCCCGCAUGACAUUCUCCGUGCUUUCAAGGAGGGCAAAGUCGUCCACCCAGGUUUCUCAGUGAGACGAAUUACAGCUUUACCCAUUGGCGCCGUCCGGAGACCAUCAAUGUUCAAGUCAUUCCACAUCACUACGGACGACGCAAAGAUGGCAAAGGACAUGUGGGAAAUCUUGAACGCUCGGCCACUCUUUGUUGGCUGCACUGGCGUGCCUCCUCUAGUGCGCUCUGGACGACCAGACUAUGUCUUCAGCAGCGACGCUAACGAGGACGGCUCGUUUGUGACAUUUUGUGAUGUGUCGGCGAUGGAGUGGACCACUCAACUCCUCCGCAAGGCUAGGGCCCGUGAUACCUAUAGGACAAAGGACGACCCGAGACUCACCGCCGAGUGGGCCCUGCAACCAAGUAUGUCGGGACACCGGGUAGUCGUCCGUGGCCUGCCUGGAACACUCCAGGCCUACGAGGUUGUGCCGUUGGCCCAAGAUUCGGGCGGUGUCGACCCAAUUCGUCUGCCAACCGCCCCUUAUACACCCUCCAGCGCUUGGGCCAUCACCUUCAAAUCGGUGGCCGAGGCCUAUGCCUUCCAGCGUCGCACCCACUUGAGGCCAUUCGUCGGCUCCAACGGCAGAGACUACACGAUGCGCUCCCAGGUCAUGUGGUGA